Ichthyophthirius multifiliis is the source of this 2187-nucleotide messenger RNA. Its product is annotated as starch branching enzyme 1, putative. The record is from RefSeq and is a predicted model, not a curated record. Gene Ontology annotation, biological process: glycogen biosynthetic process. NCBI's taxonomy places the organism in Eukaryota, Ciliophora, Oligohymenophorea, Hymenostomatida. Gene Ontology annotation, cellular component: cytoplasm. Gene Ontology annotation, molecular function: cation binding; hydrolase activity, hydrolyzing O-glycosyl compounds; 1,4-alpha-glucan branching enzyme activity. The transcript is spliced from 6 exons.
AUGCCAUAAUAUGUUGAUGAUUUUUAAGUAUUUAAAGACGAUCCUAAUCUCUUAUAUUAUAAGGAUCAUUUUGAGAUACGUACAAGUGCUUUUUAUAAUUAAUUAUAGCAUAUUUAAAAAAUAGAGAAUAGUUUGGAAGAUUUUGCGAAAGGAUACUAAAAAUAAGGAUUCAAUAUCCUUGGAGAUUAUUUAAUUUACAGAGAAUGGGCUCCAUGUGCUUAAGAAGUAUAUUUAUGUGGAGAUUUUAAUAAUUGGGAUAAAAAACAAUACCCUUUAACUCGCGAUAAUUUUGGAAACUGGGAAAUCAAGCUUCCUUUAAUAAAUGAUAGUCCAAUAAUACCUCACAACUCUAAGAUUAAAAUUCACAUAUUGAAUGCUAAAAACCAAUGGGUAGACCGAAUUCCCGUUUGGUCUAGAAAAUUAAUGCAAAACGAAGAAACAAAAGGUUUUGAUGCAGUUUUUUGGUGGCCAUCUAAAAGUUAUGUUUUCAGAAAUCCAAAACCAGAACCUACCCGAGCUCUCAAAAUUUACGAAUGUCAUAUUGGAAUGGCUGGCUAAGAACCGAGAGUUCACACAUUUAACGAGUUUACAGAAAAAAUACUUCCCAGAAUUUAAAAAUUAGGGUAUAAUACUAUAUAAAUAAUGGCAGUGGCUGAGCAUGCUUAUUAUGGCUCAUUUGGAUAUCAUGUAACGAAUUUAUUCGCUAUAUCUUCUCGUUUUGGAACUCCAGAAGACUUUAAAAUAUUAGUAGAUACUGCACAUGGAAUGGGAAUUCAUGUAUUAAUAGAUUUAGUGCAUUCUCAUGCAAGCAAAAAUGUGAAUGAUGGAUUCAAUGAAUGGGAUGGAACUGAGUUUUAAUAUUUCCAUGAUGGAUAAAAAGGAAAUCACACAGGAUGGGACUCAAAAAUUUACAAUUAUGGAAAAUGGGAAGUUUUAAGACUUCUUUUAUCAAAUAUUUCAUGGUUUAUGGAAGAAUAUGAUGUAGAUGGAUUCAGAUUUGAUGGAGUUACUUCUAUGCUUUAUUCACAUCAUGGCUUAGGUAAAGGAUUUACAGGAGGCUAUCAUGAAUAUUUUAAUGAAAAUGUAGAAAUAGAAAGCUUAGUUUAUCUUAUGCUUGCAAACAAAUUAAUUCAUUCGAUUUAUAAAGAUGCUAUUAGUAUUGCUGAGGAUGUUUCCGGAUAUCCCACUUUAUGUAGAAGCAUUUUAGAAGGAGGAAUCGGGUUCGAUUAUAGAUUAUAAAUGGCAGUCCCUGACAAAUGGAUUCAAUUAUUAAAAGAAAAAAGUGAUGAAGAAUGGAAUAUAAAAGAUAUGGUAUGGACUCUUAUUAAUAGACGAAGCGAUGAAAAGUGUAUUGUUUAUGCCGAAAGUCAUGAUUAGGCACUUGUGGGAGAUAAGACUUUAUCUAUGUGGCUUUUUGAUAAAGAUAUUUAUGAUAAAAUGAGUACUACUAUUCAAGAAACAUUUGUUGUUAAUAGAGGUAUUGCUUUACAUAAAAUGAUUAGAUUAAUUACUAUUGCUUUAGGAGGAGAAGGUUACCUUAAUUUUAUGGGAAAUGAAUUUGGACACCCUGAAUGGAUAGAUUUUCCUAGAGAAUAGAAUGGAUGGAGUUAUAAUUAUUGUAGAAGAUAAUGGAAUUUAGUUGAUAAUAGUUUAUUAAGAUAUUAAUAUUUAAAUAAUUUUGAUAAAGAAAUGAUUUUAUUAGAAUAAAAAUUCUAAUUUUUAUUUUCUAAAAAUAAAUAUAUUUCUAGAUAACAUGAGGAAGAUAAAGUUAUAGUUUUUGAAAGAGAUAAUUUGCUUUUUGUUUUUAACUUCCAUCCUACUAAAUCAUAUGAAAAAUAUUUGAUUGGAACUAGUCUAAGAGAUGAUCUUUUGAUUAUUUUAGACACCGAUGAUCCACAUUUCGGUGGACAUGAUAGAGUCAGAGCAGGGCAUGAUGUGCCUUUUAAAUUAACUGGAUAAUGUGUUGAUGGAAGGGAUAAUAGCAUUUAUCUAUAUAUUCCUUCAAGAUGUGCAAUUGUUUUAAGUGAUUAAAAAAGUGUUUUUGAAUAUUGUGACCAAAAAAAAAAUUAUUAAGUUGAGAAAGCUUGGAACAGAAGGAAUUAUAGAUAAUUCUAGCCAACUAUUAAAGCAAAAUUUAACUAGUUACAGAUGUAAUCCUUUAGAAUUAAAAAAUUAAAUAUUAUAUGA